CAGACCACCGCUGGAGAGGAAGAUGGCGAUGUAACAGCCAAAACACUGCCGAAUAAAGAGCCUUGAGCCUUAAACCAGCUCAGCAUGGAGCCUGAAAUAAAAAGAUAUAACCCGCGAGUCCUGUAGACUAUCAUGUAACGUUAGGGCUGCUGUGUAAUGGACAAAGACAAAUUUGCAUCUGGUCCCAGCUCUUGGCUGGAGAUGCAUAACUUUAUUGGUGACCUUGUGGCCUCUAGUGCGACGGGCUCAGCUGGUCAGCUGCUGAAAUACCAUAACCAGCAGUCACUCCGCACUGCCUGGGAGACGAUGGGACCUGAGGCCUCAGCACCCAAAGCCUCUCACCCAGCUCAGAGGGACCUAACCAGACAGAACCAGGGGAAAACCAUGACAGGGUUUGCUCUGCAGUCUGGAGAGAGGAGCGAGGAGUCUGGGGAGUGUGGUGAGCAACAACUUCGACAACAUACCUGCACCUGCCCAGGCUGUCCCCUUUCAUCCAUGCCUACUGCACCCUCUCUGCAGAGCCUGAAACCCAGAUAUAGUUCCUUCCCCCAGACCCAGUCAGCAGUUUCCACUGUGCCCCCCACAUCGUCGCAGUCCAAAGAGCCCAGCUCGGUCCCGGUCACCCUUGGUCUAUGUCUUGGCCUGGGUCUCUCUCUAGAGGAGGGGAACACCGAGCCCAGCAGCACAUCCAACCCUGAGCCGAGCCACCCUGAGCACCAGGAUAAAGGCACCAGCACCCACAGCCCGACGCCUGCCCCAAACUCAGGCCAUCAGAUCUGCCCAACUGCUAUCCAGGCCUUCCCCUGCCUCUGCUUCCAGCCUUGUGCCCACCUCCUGCGACCCCAGCAGGGAUCUGAGAGCCAUUUCGCUCACAUGCACUCGCACCACCACUACCACCACCAUCAUCACCAUUGCCCCCUUGCCUCCUGCCUGCCCUGCCCGCAGUUGCGUGCCGGUUCCCGGUCGCCGCCUCCCUUCCCUUGCCUGUCCUGUCAGCGCACCUUUCCCACUUGCGCUCAGCUGCUGCGCCACCAGCAGGGCCACAUGCAGCAAGAGGGCCUCCAGCAGCAGCAUCCGUGCAUGCACUGCUCAGCCUCCUUCACCCGGCCCUCGCAGCUGCUGCAGCACCAGCGGGCCCAGCAUGCAUCCAAAGCUGGCGGCUUCCUGUGCGCCGAGUGCGGCCGUGCCUUCAACUCACACAGCAAUCUGCGCGUCCACCUGAACGUGCACACGGGUGCCCGGCCCUAUUCCUGCGGUGAGUGCGGCAAGAGCUUCAGCCAGUCAGGGGCGCUCAAGAUCCACCGGCGCAUCCACACUGGCGAGCGGCCGUACUCUUGCACCUACUGCGGUCGGGGCUUCCCCCACCUGGCUGGUGUGAGGGCCCACCAACGCACACAUACUGGGGAGAAACCCUACCACUGCACGCAGUGCGGUAAGUGCUUCACCCAGUCGGGUGCGCUGAAGAUCCACAUGCGUGUCCACACGGGUGAGAGGCCCUUCAUUUGCAGCCUGUGCGGAAAGGGUUUCUCCAACCGCUCGGGCAUUCGCUUCCAUCACCGCACCGUGCACGGGAUCGUCACGGAGCCAAAUUCUGUGGGACGGCCCAGCCUGGCUAGUGGCGCCGCUUCUGCGGGUUCAGAGCCGCGCUCUGCCCAGGCCAGUCAGCCGGAGUCCGCCUCAAGCGGCAGCAACCCUGGGCAGGCUGCUGCUCAACCCACAAUGGAUAUGAUCUCUCAGAGCAGGGAAGGUCCAGAGGUACAGGAGGAGCGGAGAGCCCUGCCCUAUGCCUGCGAGGACUGUGGCAUGCGCUUUCAGGACGCUCCCUCCAGAAACAAGCACCAGGCACAGCAGCACUACUCCACUGAGGAGGCGGAGCAGGAGCAGAGGCCUGCAGAAACAGCUAAGGAGCACACUUAGAGAGAAAGACUCUGGUCAGUGUCUUCUAAGAGGAUAUUAGAAUCUGACAGAAAUCAAAAGAGGCAAAAGCGAAAAGAAAAUUGCUAGUAUUAGGGAUGUCCUGAUCAAGUUAUUUUGCCCCAGUCCUGAUCUAAGUCCAGUAUUCUUAAGUAUUCAGUAUUUUUACAUAAGUUAAUAUGGUUGAAUUCUACUCCUACACUGUUUAAAAGGGAAUUUCACCUGCCUAACUACGUGGUUAAAAUCUAAAAAAAAGUCUUUCAGAGGGGUCUGAUGUGAAAUGUUCAGAUCUAGAGAAACUAGAUAUCUGAACAAUUUAAGGCUUCUAAAAGCUCCCUCAGAAAAACAGGAUUUUUUUUUCAGAUUUACUACUGUUUUAGCAUUAGCAACCUUACAUAAAACCCAGUAAUAUAUAGUAUUAGUAUACUAUAUAGAUAUAUAUACAUAUAUACACCGACUGGCCACUUCAUUAAGUACACCUACAUUAUAUCUACACUCCUUGUUAAUUUAAUCAGGUCCAUUUACCAUAUAGGUGCGCUUUGUAGUUUCACUGCAGUCCAGUCUGUUUCUCUGCAUACUUUAUUAGCCCCCUUUCACCCUGUUCUUCAGUGGUCAUGACCCCCACAGGACUACUACAGAUGGGAUCAUUCUCAGCACUGUAGUGACACUGAUGUGGUGGCGGCAUGUUAGUGUGUGUUGCGCUGGUUCGGGUGGAUCAGACACAGCAGUGCUGCUGGAGU
Colossoma macropomum (tambaqui) is the source of this 2654-nucleotide messenger RNA. RefSeq lists its product as uncharacterized. Gene Ontology annotation, biological process: regulation of transcription by RNA polymerase II. Bases 157 to 1917 code for a protein of 586 amino acids. Lineage: Eukaryota; Metazoa; Chordata; Actinopteri; Characiformes; Serrasalmidae. The record is from RefSeq and is a predicted model, not a curated record. Gene Ontology annotation, molecular function: DNA-binding transcription factor activity; RNA polymerase II cis-regulatory region sequence-specific DNA binding. The transcript has 3 exons.